Molecule: messenger RNA, 1110 nt
Organism: Emericellopsis atlantica
Lineage: Eukaryota; Fungi; Ascomycota; Sordariomycetes; Hypocreales; Bionectriaceae
Product: Orotidine 5'-phosphate decarboxylase
Exons: 1
Coding region: 1-1110 (369 amino acids)
Biological process (GO): 'de novo' UMP biosynthetic process; 'de novo' pyrimidine nucleobase biosynthetic process
Cellular component (GO): cytosol
Molecular function (GO): orotidine-5'-phosphate decarboxylase activity
Source: RefSeq, a predicted model, not a curated record
AUGGCGCAUGCCUCACUCAAAAAAACAUAUGCGAAGCGGGCAGAGACCGUGAAGCACCCGCUCAGCCUCUACCUCUACAAGCUCAUGGAUCUCAAAGCGUCGAAUCUCUGUCUCAGCGCCGAUGUCGCGACAGCACGCGAGCUUCUCUGGAUCGCCGACAAAGUCGGGCCUAGCAUUGUGGUACUGAAGACGCACUACGACAUGGUGUCCGGGUGGGACUUUCAUCCUGAGCAUGGCACUGGGGCGCGACUGGCCGCCCUCGCGCGCAAGCACGGCUUCCUGAUCUUUGAGGAUCGCAAGUUUGGCGAUAUUGGCAACACGGUUGAGCUGCAGUACACCAGCGGUUCUGCGCGCAUCAUUGACUGGGCUCACAUUGUCAAUGUGAACAUGGUGCCUGGAAAGGCUUCAGUCACAUCACUGGCCAACGCCGCAGCGAGGUGGCUUGAGCGGUACCCGUAUGAGGUGAGGACAUCGGUCACGGUGGGCACACCACUGCGAGACGAGGAUACGGACGACGAGGGCGCCAGUGGUCUUUCACCAAACCCGAAUGCCAAGGACAUUGAGGGUGGCAGCAACGACAAGGCCAGCGAGGGCCGCAAGGGCAGCAUCGUAUCUGUCACCACGGUGACGCAGCAAUACGAGCCGGCGCACUCGCCGCGCUUUGGUCGGGGGAUCGCGGAGGAGGGCGAGCAGCUGUUCGCCGGCGUGGAGGAGCCACCUCUGGAGAGGGGCCUGCUCAUCCUGGCCCAGAUGUCGAGCCAGGGCAACUUUAUGAACGCCGAGUACACCAAGGCCUGCGUCGAGGCGGCGAGGGAGCACAAGGAGUUCGUCAUGGGAUUCAUCUCGCAGGAAUCCCUCAACAGCGAGGAGGAGGAUGACUUUAUACACAUGACGCCCGGGUGCCAGCUGCCGCCGGAGGACGACGACAUGGCCGAGGUCAAGGGCGACGGCAAAGGGCAACAGUACAACACGCCGCAGAAGAUUAUCGGCAUUGCCGGGGCGGAUAUCGUGAUCGUGGGUCGGGGCAUCCUCAAGGCGGGCGAUCCGGAGCACGAGGCUGAGCGGUACCGUUCGGCCGCGUGGAAGGCGUACACGGAGCGCGUGCGCUGA